Panthera uncia (snow leopard) is the source of this 3855-nucleotide messenger RNA. It is a transcript of the gene KCTD20, whose product is annotated as potassium channel tetramerization domain containing 20. Gene Ontology annotation, molecular function: protein binding. The transcript is spliced from 8 exons. NCBI's taxonomy places the organism in Eukaryota, Metazoa, Chordata, Mammalia, Carnivora, Felidae. Gene Ontology annotation, cellular component: cytoplasm. The record is from RefSeq and is a predicted model, not a curated record. Bases 179 to 1438 code for a protein of 419 amino acids. Gene Ontology annotation, biological process: positive regulation of phosphorylation.
GCGCCGGCCAGGGUGGGGGGCGCGCGCCGCUGCGGCACGGCCGGUCCCCGCGGCGGCUCCUCGAGGCGCGGUGUGCGCGCGCCUCCCGGGCGGGUUCGGGCCCCGAGCGCGAGAGCGCGGCGGGAGCGUCAGGAUUUUUUUCUGGUCAAGCAGACAGUUCAGGAUACAGAAUCCAAGGAUGAAUGUUCACCGUGGCAGUGAGAGCGACAGGUUAUUGCGGCAGGAGGCUGGCUGCCUGACGGAUGAAAGCCCAGCUGCGGCACAAGAGAAAGAAACAAAUAGCCCGGCUUCUUCUGGUCUUCAGAACCUUACUUAUCCUCUAGGCCCCAGGAGCGAUGACCUUUCACUUGACUAUGCCUCUCAGCCAGCAAAUCUCCAGUUCCCUCACAUAAUGCCACUUCCCGAAGACAUCAAAGGCUCCUGCUUCCAAAAUGGGAAUAAGCGGAACCAUGAACCCUUUAUGGCUCCAGAACGAUUUGGAAACAGCACUGUGGGCUUUGGCAGUAACGUUCACUCCCAGGCGCCAGAGAAAGUGACACUUCUUGUAGAUGGCACACGUUUUGUUGUGAAUCCACAAAUUUUCACUGCUCAUCCGGAUACCAUGUUGGGAAGAAUGUUUGGACCAGGAAGAGAGUACAACUUCACUCGGCCCAAUGAGAAGGGAGAGUAUGAGAUUGCUGAAGGAAUCAGUGCAACUGUAUUUCGAACCGUGCUGGAUUAUUACAAAACUGGUAUCAUUAAUUGUCCAGAUGGCAUCUCUAUUCCAGACCUUAGAGAUACAUGUGAUUAUCUCUGCAUAAACUUUGACUUCAACACUAUCCGAUGUCAAGAUCUGAGCGCUUUACUGCAUGAACUGUCUAAUGAUGGUGCUCACAAGCAGUUUGACCACUACCUCGAAGAGUUGAUCUUGCCCAUCAUGGUGGGCUGUGCCAAGAAAGGGGAGCGAGAGUGCCACAUCGUCGUGCUGACGGAUGAGGAUUCUGUGGACUGGGAUGAAGACCACCCCCCUCCCAUGGGGGAGGAAUAUUCCCAAAUUCUUUAUAGCUCCAAGCUCUAUAGAUUCUUCAAAUAUAUUGAGAAUCGUGAUGUCGCUAAAACAGUGUUAAAGGAGCGGGGCCUGAAAAACAUUCGCAUUGGAAUUGAAGGUUAUCCUACCUGUAAAGAAAAAAUUAAGAGAAGACCUGGUGGCCGAUCUGAAGUAAUCUAUAAUUAUGUGCAGCGCCCCUUUAUCCAGAUGUCAUGGGAAAAGGAAGAAGGGAAGAGUCGCCACGUGGAUUUCCAGUGUGUCCGAAGCAAAUCCCUCACUAAUCUGGUGGCUGCUGGAGAAGAUGUCUUAGAGGACCAGGAGAUAUUAAUGCACCACCCACCCCAAGUGGAUGAACUUGACCGGCUGAAUGCCCCACUUUCUCAGAUGGCUUCUAAUGACUUUCAAGAUUAGGGCCAGCUGUGGACCUACCCCUCUUCGGAGCACAUCUCUGUCCAGAAUGUCCACAGCCAGUCCUCCCAUGGUUUGUCUCACCCUGAAUAGGAGACAUGCUUCUCCAUCCUCUCCCUUUCUCCCACAAAUAACCUGUGUCCUUUUCAUUACUGAGAAAUCUGUGCCUCCGGCAGGGGAUGAAAGGCACUCACUGGCAAAUAAGCCACCAGCUUGGCAGUGGCCCUGGUAACUUGAAAAUUUGGGGUCUGGUGCUGUUUACUCAGUCUUUGCAUAACUGCAAAAAGCAGGAAAGGAAGUCAAGACUCCUGUUGCCUCCUAUUCAUCAAAGCAGUCCUCAUCCUUUACACUUUGUUCUUGGCUUUUGUUUUGUUUGUUUUAUACCAGGCGAAGUGAAUUACUGAGCAGCAAAGGGACCAGACUUUAAGAAGAGACAAUCUCUGGCUUCCACAACCAGGUACUAACGGGAUUCUUAUUCAGGAUUUAAUGAAGAUGCCAUUCCUGGUGGCCUCUGUGCCCAGAUUGCAUCCGGAAGACCUAGGCUGUCAUCAAAAUGUCCAAAAGGAAAUUUCUUAAAGAGUUUAAGUUCAGCUUUGUUUUUCAUUAAUGCGACGAAUAAUUCAAAACCAUACAGAUUCUUUGACAGGAACUCUAGUAAUAGCGGAACAGUGUUUAUGAAACCUUUUUAGGCUCAAGGUUUUUGAGCCAACACAAAUCAAUUAUUUGGAAUGAAAUUCACAACUCAAGUACAAGAACCUCUCCAAAUCAGGCCACUUUGAUCAUCCUGUCUCGGAAUCUGGUGUGAAGCCUUUAGGUCUUCACCCUAGGGCAGCACAUUGCUAUGGGUGUGGCUGGGAAACCUCAGUUGAUACGGUUUAAAGGUUUUCAAGAGAUGAGCAGAAAUUUCUCACAAGUGCUUAGUUUCUCAACAGAGACUUCUAAAAGCUCCAGGGAAGGGGACAUUUGGGGUGAAGCUGAGUGCGGAAACAUCACCUCACAGGCUUUGUCCCAACACAGGAUUUUUCUUUGUAUGUUCUUUUCAUACUGUGGAAUUCUUUUGGAUAUCAGGAUAUUUGUUUUUGAAGUAGCCAGUUACACAGCUCACACUGCGUAAAGAAACCGUACUACUGUCAUCCCCAAAGGAAGGAUGAGUUGAAGGGAUAUUACACCUAGUAAUUUUGUUUGAUCUGUCGGCUCUUGUGUUAAUAAUGCAUUGGUGUAGGACAACCGAGAUCACUCCCCCCAAGUACUAAACCAUUUUCCGUUAUGUCCCCAUGGCUAUUAGCAGAGCUAAAUUUCAAGUCUAGAGCCAGAUGUUAAGUGUCUGGGGAUAAUUUGUCAUUUUGUGGUAAAGGUGGUCUUCUUAUCACCUACCCAGAACCUUUACUCAUCACAAAUUUCAAAGAGGUACAUAGUUUCCUUAAGAUCUUUAAGAUAAUGUGACUAGUUUUCUUAAAUUCCAUUCCCAUAAGAUACCAUAGGACAAGUUAGUGGAUUCCUUUUUUUUUUUUUUUUUUUUUAACUGUUUAUUUUUUUGAGAGAGACAGAGACAAUGCACGUCGUUGGGGCAGAGAGAGAGGGAGACACAGAAUCUGAAGCAGGCUCCAGGCUCUGAGCUGUCAGCACAGAACCUGACAUGGGGCUCGAACUCACAAGCUGUGAGAUCAUGACCUGAGCCGAAGUCGGAUGCUCAACCUACUGAGCCACCCAGGUGCCCCAGUGGAUUCCAUUUUAUGACUGCCUUAGUCCUAGUCCUCCAAAAGUAAAGUCAGAUGGAUGUCAAAAGCUGCUCUUUCCAGGCUUGAAGAACAAGAAUGUUCUUAAGAAGUGUGUUGUCUUGUGCAUGUGACCGGCAGCACAGUGGAAAUCAAUGCUCUGUUCAUUACUCGUAAAGAAGUAGAAGUAAGGGGUUAAACUGAGCCAUCUCCCACCUACAGAGUUCUUCUGACUACCACUGGCAUCCAGUUUGUAAGGCUGAUGGCAAGGGUUAAAGUUUAGGAUUAGUGUUUUUUGUAGCCAGAGGUUACUUUUAGGUCUGUGAAACUCAUGGACUCAUUUGUCAGGUUUGGCUUUAACCUUACCAGCCCUACACUCAUACCCACUAAUUGACCAGCCCAGAUAAUUGUUUAAUGGUGCUUUAUGCUUAUCAGUUGACUUCCGUGCCAUCACAGAGGAAGUUAGAAUUAACUGUGUGGUCUGGUAAGUAUAACUUCUGUUGUACAUCUUAUGUAUUAACAUUUAAGUACAAACAUGCCGCAGCUAAUACUCUAAAACUCAUUAGUUCUUGCUUAGGUAAAAAGCCAGGUAUGAAAGUAUGUCAUGUACUUAAUAACACUUUGUUCUAUGUAAAUGAUUAGUUUCCUCAGGCUUUCAAGGAGUAGUUCUUUUUUCCUCCCCAGAUUGGGUUCAUGUGCAUUUGG